AUGGCCGACAAUAUGGAGGGUUCUCCUGGCAUUUUGAACAAUCAGCAAGACGGACAGCCCGAAGCCGCCGCUCCUGCUGCUGCUACUCUUCACUUUGCCCCAACAACAGAUGAUCCGUCUGAAAAUGACUUCGCAGAAGCGCGUCCUAGCCAGCGCAUCAAGAGAAUGUCGGAACCCUCAGACAGCCAACUCAGCCCGCAAGUUUCGAAGUCAUCAAAAUCAAUCUACCUGGAGCCGCCACCGGUAGUGAUGAGACCGCCCAAGGUCAAAUUCGACGGGUUCAGCUCAACAGCUCUUUGGUGGUUGUCUUGGGGCCGAAACGAGGAGAAAGACGUCCCCGACUGUGCAAGAUCUAUGCGUCGGUCCUACUCUUACCGAACGACGUUUCGAUUUUUCGGGUUCAGUCUGUCGACGGAUGUCACGUACAAAACUUCGGAAAGCGGCGUCGAUACCGCCAUGAAAAACGUUCGUCUGGGUUGGGGAGACUCGGAGACGAAUUGGGUACGUGACAAGCUACCAUUGGUACGGCGAAGAUUUGGCCUGUCCAAGAGAGAGCAGGCAGAUUCAGCAGAUGAAGAGAGGCAAGACGCUUCCACUCCAGAGAACAGUAGUACCACGGCAGUAGAAGGCCAGAAGGUCACAAAAGCACACAAACAGACAAUUCCCCACAUUGCACACCCGUGGCACCUCGACUACUAUUAUGUGGUCGUCGGCAUCAUGGGCGACCAGAUCGCGCCAAAGGAGACUCUACGACGAGUUGUAAGUAUUGAUGGACUGUUCCAGCAGAUACGCAAAGCCCACAGAUACCUGCGAAAUCCAGUUCGAAGGGCGUUGUCUCUGAAAGAAGUCUGCGGCUUCGGUAUUUAUCAGUGCGAUCCCAGUAAAGGCUACCACCGAGAAGUGGAACUGGAUGCGGAAACAGAGAGCGCGCUCUCAGAACUCUGGCGAAGUUACAACACCCACAGCCUCGACUACGAGGGUCGCUGGCUGUUGUGGAUCCACCGGCAUUUUAACAACAGCUCGAAGAACCCAGAAAUGGGCACCUUGGCUCUGAAACUGCGACUUCGGUGGUCCGUCCUCAAGGUCGUGUUCUGGGGUGUUGUGCCCAUUCUGCUGAGCCUGGCCGUGGGUUUCUGGUACAUGUAUUCGGACCACGGAGAGGUCGACGACGUUGCAGUCGCAGAGGCCGCGUGGGUGAUCGCCACUUAUAUCAUCACAGCAUCGGCGCGUGAGUGA
Molecule: messenger RNA, 1236 nt
Organism: Cladophialophora psammophila CBS 110553
Lineage: Eukaryota; Fungi; Ascomycota; Eurotiomycetes; Chaetothyriales; Herpotrichiellaceae
Exons: 2
Coding region: 1-1236 (411 amino acids)
Source: RefSeq, a predicted model, not a curated record